Stylophora pistillata is the source of this 2111-nucleotide messenger RNA. Its product is annotated as E3 ubiquitin-protein ligase TRIM71. Gene Ontology annotation, biological process: protein polyubiquitination; proteasome-mediated ubiquitin-dependent protein catabolic process. Gene Ontology annotation, molecular function: zinc ion binding; protein binding; ubiquitin protein ligase activity. The record is from RefSeq and is a predicted model, not a curated record. Lineage: Eukaryota; Metazoa; Cnidaria; Anthozoa; Scleractinia; Pocilloporidae.
UAGUACAAAACUAGAAGAAUAUGGAAGAACGAAUAGAAGACCUCAUUAAGACAACAAUGCCAACUCUUUCGCUUAGCUCGUUAGUUGAGUUUGUGUCGACAUGUGAAACAGAGAGUUUAAGUCUGGGAUUUACGAAAUUCAGCGAAACAGAUGUACAAGGAUCGACAGUGGAAGGACUGCAUCAGAAUUUCCAAGUUGGUGUAGAAGCAGAGCUGCUCAUUUGUCUCAAAACAAGCGAAGGAGAAAACAGAACCACUCAGCACACAGAUCGUGUUGAAGUACACAUAGACCCGCGAGAUCAGCUGAGAAGUUUGGUGACGAGUGAAAAAGGAGAUGGCCGUUUCCUGGCCAAAUUUGUAGCGGAAGCACCAGGUGCUUAUCAAAUGGGAAUUGAGAUAAAUGAACAGAAACUUGCUACUUGUCCCUUCACUAUUCCGGUCAAGUCACGAAAGUUAAAUAUUGCUGGAAAGUUGGACCUCCAACGAGCAGAGCCUAAGGGUCUAGCCGGCAUCGCAGUGAACAGUAAAGGUGUUGUUGCUGUGGCUGAGGGUAAAACUCACUGUAUCCUGGUAUUUGAUGAGGCGGGAAAGUUUGCGCGAAAACUUGGUUGUAGCGGCGACAAAGAUGGACAAUUUAACGAACCACUCGACGUCACAUUCCUAAAUGAUGACGAGAUUCUGGUGGCAGAUCAUUGUAAUCACCGAAUACAACAACUGAAUGUACAGUCAGGGAACUUUGUGAAAAGCUUUGGAAAAAAGGGAAGUGGGAACGGAGAGUUACAGAAUCCCACAAGUGUAUGUAAUACAAGUGAUGGACAGUUUAUCGUCGUAGUGGAGCAUAGUAACAGCAGAAUUCAGAUGUUUACAAUGGAUGGCGAACCUGUGUUAAAGUUUGGAGACUGCGGCUCAGAGAGGCUGGAUCAUCCAUUGGGUUGCAUUUGUCACGAGGACAAGUUCAUUGUAACUGACAAGGGAAAUAACUGUGUGAAAGUGUUUGAUAGCAAAGGACAGUUUUUGUACAAGUUUGGCGAAAAAGGAAAUGGUGAUGGAGAACUGAAUCAGCCGCAUGGGUUAUGUGUUGACAAGUAUGGCAAGGUUGUCAUAUGUGACUCGCUGAAUAAUCGGAUUCAAAUGUUUACAUUGGAAGGAACUUUCAUUGGAAAGACAAGCUACGAUCUCAAACUAAAACAGCUCUGGGGUGUUACCAUUAUGCCAGAUGAUCGGAUUUCGAUUACAGAAUUCAACGCGAAAGAAAUAUACUUUCUGAAAUAAUUGUACAUUUAUUCAAUUAACCGGCGAAUCUUCGUUAAGAAACCCGAUGAGAAUGUCUUUAAGUUUUAUUGUUUUAUUAAUUUAUGGAUGUCGUGAAAGAAUUCGUAAGAAGAUGGCCAGAACCGGGCAACUUACCGUUAAAAUUUUCGAGGAGAGUUCAAAGAUUUCCGUCGAUUCAUUACUUUAGUGAUGUGAUUGUUUGUGCUGUAAAUUAACAACGAUAUCGGAGCUAAAAAUAGCUGAUGAUUUGCUAGGACCUCUUCAAAGAUUUUCAGUCAUCUAGUUGGUCUCUUAUUUGAAAACGGCAUAAUUUUAGCGAAGAGUGAUCGCGUCACAGGGCUAAUAGAUCCGAAAGUUACGCGCGAUUGAAAUGAGCUUGAAACUCAUGUACACCAUACAGAUCAACAGACCAUGCAAGGAAAAAAAUUCCUUUCAAAUAAGAUUAAGCUUGGUAACUGCUUUAAGACUUAAGAAUGUUGUAAAGGGAAAAACAAUAUUUCUGCAAAAUAACUGUACAAAAGCACUGAUUCGUGAACAUUGUUGUUGAUAAUUUUUAGCUUUACAUUUUCUUAGUAUGUUCAAGUAGACUUUUCCUUGAGCACAUAUUGAUAUAGGUUUUUUUUUUUUUAAAAGUUUGAUGACGAUCAUUCCCUCGUCAGAUGGAGCAUGUUUUUACAUCGAAUUGUUUUGAAAUUUAUACAUUUUGAUUGUAGCUAACCUUAAAAAUUGUGGCAAUUGCUUGGUACUCAUUUGCUUUUAGUGGCAUCGUAUUUUCAACUUUAAGUAAUAGGAUUAAUAUUGACAGUAGUCAACACGAUUAAACUAGAAACAAUUUGGCCA